Thamnophis sirtalis is the source of this 690-nucleotide messenger RNA. Lineage: Eukaryota; Metazoa; Chordata; Lepidosauria; Squamata; Natricidae. The record is from RefSeq and is a predicted model, not a curated record.
AACUGUUAUUGUGCCUGCUUGUCGGCUGUGCUGCCAGCAUCCCACAUAACAUGAGUGGUAUAUAAAGCAGCGCAUUCAGCGGAACCAUGUUUGUUCUGCUUCCACAGGAGAGAAAAACAAAAUGUCUGGCUAAUGGGGAACUGUGGAAUUGACAAUCGAAGAAAAGAUCCUCCUCUUAGUGGCCAUGAUCCUAGGACAGCUGUUCAACUUAGAAGCCUCAGUACAGUUUUGAAACGUCUCAAAGAAAUCAUGGAUGGAAAAAGCCAGGACAGUGACCUCAAACAAUACUGGAUGCCAGAUAGCCAGUGUAAAGAGUGUUACGACUGUAGUGAAAAAUUCACUACCUUUAGACGCAGACAUCACUGUCGGUUAUGUGGGCAGAUUUUCUGUAGCCGAUGCUGUAACCAGGAAAUCCCUGGAAAAUUUAUGGGUUAUACAGGUAAGAUGGAAGUGUAAUCAAACAUCUAGCUUUUGAGAAGAUGAAGAAAUCAUUCUUCUGUUGGAAUGGGUGGGUGAGGAUGAAUUUCACAUUGCCCUAAAACCAGUGACGUGCGGUGAGGUUCACCACCGGUGAGGCAAGCGGGCAGGAUUUCGCCUCCCCCCCACCAGCCGGAAUAGUGCAUGCACCAUCCAUCCCCCUCACCCCAGCUGCACCAGAGGAGAGGGGGGAAAGCCAAACAGAGCCCCCCC